Messenger RNA from Varanus komodoensis (Komodo dragon), 3531 nucleotides. It is a transcript of the gene ZNF598, whose product is annotated as zinc finger protein 598, E3 ubiquitin ligase. Gene Ontology annotation, molecular function: ubiquitin protein ligase activity; ribosome binding. Gene Ontology annotation, biological process: rescue of stalled cytosolic ribosome; protein ubiquitination. The record is from RefSeq and is a predicted model, not a curated record. The coding region runs from base 126 to 2768 and encodes 880 amino acids. NCBI's taxonomy places the organism in Eukaryota, Metazoa, Chordata, Lepidosauria, Squamata, Varanidae. The transcript is spliced from 12 exons.
CUCUAGCCCGCAGUCUUUGUGCGGGCGAAGGGCGGUUGCUAGGCUGCGCGCGUGGCCUAGUAGGCCGCAGGGGCGGCGCGGCUCGCCAGCCCGGCGGAGCGGAGCGGAGCGGAGCGAGCGGCGUCAUGGCGGCUUCCCCGCUGUCGGAGUCGCGCGGCUCGGAUGGGCCGUGCAGCUGCGUGCUGUGCUGCGGCGAGCUGGAGGUGGUGGCGCUGGGCCGCUGCGAGCACCCCAUCUGCUACCGCUGCUCCGUGCGGAUGCGGGCGCUAUGCGGGGUGCGCUACUGUGCCGUCUGCCGGGAGGAGCUCGCCCAGGUGGUCUUUGGAAGGAAGUUAACAUCCUUUUCCAUGAUAGCACUCAGCCAGUUACAGCACGAGAAGAAAUAUGACAUCUAUUUUACUGAUGGAGAAGUUUAUGCUCUCUAUAGGAAACUCUUGCAGCACGAAUGCCCAUUGUGCCCGAAGGCUGGACCUUUUGCUACCACUUUGGACUUGGAGCAGCACAUGAGGAAGCAGCACGAACUCUUCUGCUGCAAGCUCUGUGUGAAACAUCUCAAGAUCUUUACAUACGAGCGCAAGUGGUACUCGCGCAAGGACCUUGCAGGGCACAGAAUCCAUGGGGAUCCCGAUGACACCUCUCACCGUGGCCACCCUCUGUGUAAAUUUUGUGAUGAGCGUUAUUUGGAUAAUGACGAGUUACUGAAACAUCUGAGAAGAGACCACUAUUUCUGCCACUUCUGCGAUUCUGAUGGAGCACAGGAAUACUAUAGCGAUUAUGAAUACCUCAGGGAACAUUUCCGUGAGAAGCACUUCCUCUGUGAAGAAGGCCGAUGCAGCACCGAGCAGUUCACUCAUGCGUUCCGCAGCGAGAUAGACUACAAAGCGCACAAGACGGCUUGUCACAGUAAAAACCGAGCGGAGGCCCGGCAGAACCGCCAGAUUGACCUUCAGUUCAACUAUGCACCAAGGCAUCAGCGGAGAAAUGAAGGUGUUGUGAGUGGUGAAGACUAUGAGGAGGUGGAGAGGUAUCACAGACAGGUGAGAGGAGGCAGGACAGGCCUACGAGGAGGGCAGCAGAACAGGAGAGGCAGCUGGAGGUACAAGAGGGAAGAAGAAGACCGAGACAUUGCUGCAGCAGUCAGAGCAUCAAUCGCUGCCAAAAGGCAGGAAGAGAAGAAACGGGGGGAGGACAAAGAGGAGAGCAUCCGCACAAAGAAGGAAGAUGUGAAAGAUGUAGACUUGAAGCGAGGACCAAAGUCUGCAGGUGAAGCACCAGUUUCCAAGGAAGCUGUUCCAAAGACUGUUUUAACCCAAGAUGACUUUCCUGCAAUUGGCUCACCAGCAGGAGGUUCUGUGCAAAGCUUGCCCCAGCCCACAUUAGUCAAGCUGGACGAAGAGGACUUUCCAAGUCUCUCCCCUGCGCCCCCCGUGGUCACCUCUGCAAUGUCCUUGGCAUACACAGCCACGGCCAAGAAGGCAGCCUUUCAGGAGGAGGACUUCCCUGCCUUGGUAUCCAAAGUCCGCCCAAACAGUAAGAUGGUGUCGAGUCUCACCUCGGCAUGGAGCUGCGAUUCCAGUAAAAGCAAGGUCAGAGCCGUUGCGGCCAGCAGCCCUGCGGUCAGCCAGCCGGCCAGGAAAGCAGCCGCCGCCAACAGCAGCAAGGGGAGCAGAAAGUGCAAGGCCGCGCUGCCCACCGAUGAGCAGGACAGCAACGGUGGCGGGCUGACCUCCCAGGAGAUCCGUAGCGCUCCAACCAUGGUUGAUGUUUCCUCUUUGUUGGCUGCCUCAAACUCUCAAACGUUUAUUAAAGUGGGCAAGAAGAAGAAAGUUGGAGCCGAGAAGCCAAGAACAGCGUCACCACCCUUGUCACAGGAGCUUGUCCUCCCUCCCCCUUCGGGAGAGAAGGCACCAGACGCUGAGCACUCAGCAGACUUUUCUGCCAGCACGGCUGUGCCAGAGCGAGCGGCAGCCAUUUUGAACGGACACUCAGAGAAACCUUUAGCUACGUGUAACGCUUCCAAAGAGCCCCCUGGCCUUAAGAAGCCCCUAGCGGCUAGCCAGUCCCUGCUGCUUCAGAAAGACUUCCCAGCCCUUGGAGGCUCUGGACCACCUCGGAUGCCUCCGCCCCCAGGCUUUAAUUCUGUGGCACUAAAUAACACCCCCUUGCCGCCUCCAGGGCUGUCAGUGCCCCUUGGUAAGCCGCCCCCUGGCUUCACUCCUAUUCUACCCACCAGUAUCUCUGAAGCUGCCCCCACUCCUGCGAAAGAGCCAAAACCUUAUCAGGGACCCUACUUGAUAUUGGAAAAUUUCCAGCAGCGGAACAUCCAGCUAAUACAGUCAAUCAAGGAAUUUCUACAAGAGGAUGAAUCUCAGUUCAACAAAUUCAAGACAUACUCGGGACAGUUCAGGCAGGGCCUGAUUUCCGCAGUUCAAUAUUACAAAUGCUGCCAGGAGCUCCUGGGCGAGAACUUUGGGAAGAUCUUCAGUGAGCUGCUGGUGCUGCUGCCUGACACAGCCAAGCAGCAGGAACUGCUUGCUGCUCACCAGGACCUGAAGGACCAGCCCGGUGCCACCCCUUCCUCUUCUGGCAAAUCCCGGAAGAACAAAAAGACGGUCUGGCAGAAAGAGCUGCCUUCCGACCUGGACUACUGUGUAUGCGGCACCUGCCAACAGGUGCUGUCGCAGCAGGACCUGGCUUCGCACGAGGCCCUGCACUCGGAGGACGACGAGUUUCCAUCCUUGCAAGCCAUUCGGCGGAACAUCAAGUAGCUGACUGUCCCAGGUGACCAAUAAAAGCAGUCUCCACCUUAAAAUUGCGCUUCUUGGAAAGUGGGCUCUCUGCAGAGAGGGCAGCUGGCUCUGUGGGGGCCGAACAGGGUCUGUGGGGGCUGAGGAUGAGAGGCGUUGCCGGGUGAAGAGAUUGCUGGGUGAGGCUCUUGCAGAAACCUGGCAGGGAUUCAGAGGAAGCUGGACUGGAAGGUUCAGGUGUCUGCCACCACAGUUGAGGAGUUACCUGGUUUCUGAUAACGACACACAUGGAAAUGGGUGGUUGGUUUUGCCAUGGAGACACUUUUAGGCCACUAGACGGGGCUCCAAAGCCAUUGCCAGUGGGAUGCCAUUUGUAUAGGCUGGCAAGGAGAGGAGGGAGUGAGCGUGCUGGGGGAGGGUGCUGGUGGCGUGCGGGCCUCGCUGCCCUCCCCCAUCUCCUGCCUGACCCCUCCCCAACUCUUGGCAGUCCAGUUAGUUCUUUCCAUCGGCCAGAAUGGGCUCUCCCAAAGAAUCGCACCUGGAAUUUGAAGCUAACCUUAAGCCUUUUUCUGCCCAGCCUAUGUUUCUUGAAAAGAAAUCCCAAAUGUUUUCUUGUUACAGCUGCAUGUAGGACAAAAAAUCACUGCUUUAUGUCUCAUUGUAAAUGUACAUUUCUACCCCAGUGGUGCAAAUUCAGCUAUUUCCAGUGUCCUUGAGGAAUGUAUGCUGGCCGAGAUCCACCAGCAGUUGGCUUAUUAAACUCUGCUCCAUGUUGACCAUCCCA